UUGAUGAUGGCUAAUAAUGCCUUGUCGAGUAACGUCCCUAAUAAUUGAUUGUGCUAUCUGUCUUGUGCUAACGUGUCGCAGUUGCGUCACUCGCUAGUAUGUUCAGUUGCUGUAGACAUCUUAUGUUGUGUGUUAUGCUGGUGUAAUAAAGAAGUGUAAGCGUAUUCAGUUGAACCCUUAUUCUAUAAUAGCUUGGGUGUAGAACUUAACAUAUAACCAAGACAUUAUUAACAUGGUGGCAGCGGUAUCUGAAAUUCGCUUACCGUCGACUCUUGAUCUGCAUGAUGAAAAUUUAUCAGAAACAUUUAAGAAAUGGAAGAGACAGAUUGAUAUUUUCAUGCUAGCCAGCGGUUCUACUAGCAAGUCAAAGGAAGAACAGAAGGCAAUAAUCUUAUAUUGCGCAGGUGCUCAAAUGAUUGAAGCUGCCGAACACUUUGUCUACAAUGAUACAGAGGACGAAAAUGACCCUAAAGUUCUACUACAGAAAAUGGCUGAACACUGUAAUCCUCGGAAGAAUGAGGUGAUGGAGACUUUUCGCUUUUUCAAUAUACAGUACAAAGACAAUUUUGAUACAUUUCUCAUUGAACUCCGUAGUAAAGCCGAUUCCUGUAAUUUCGAAAACAAAGACCGAAUGAUCAGAGAUAAAAUCGUAUUUUCAGUAAGCGGUAAAUUACAAGAAAUUUUGCUGCGGGAAAAUGAUCUCAAUAUGUCAAAAGCCAUAAAGAUUUGCCAAACAUAUGAAAUGUCAGAAAAGCAAGCGACGGAGAUCCGUGCAUCUUCAGAAAGCGAGCAACGAAUUUUGUUGACUAAAAAUAGACAAUAUCGAAAUACGAACAGAGCUCCGAAAAACAAGCGUAUUCCAAAUGCAUACCAAGAAUGCAAAUUUUGUGGACGCAGACACAAGUUCGGGAUAUCCUUUUGUCCUGCCUACGGAAAAACUUGUCAUUCGUGCGAUGGUAGAAAUCAUUUCCGAGUGAAGUGUAGAAACGCAAGCUAUGUUCGACAAAUGAAGAAACAUGACCAAAAUGAAGAAACGCUUGAUGAAGGUCAUCAACGUGUCCAGAAUAUAAAUAACGUCAACAGUUCAAGAAUUACUGCUCUGAUGGAAGUCAACAAUUAUGAAGUCAGAUUUCAAAUUGAUAGUGCUGCAGAUGUCAACACAAUAUGCGAGAAAUAUGUGCGGAAAGACCAAAUUAGACCAACUACUGACAAUCUUGUGAUGUGGAAUAAAACGAAAAUGAAACCACUUGGUGAGGCAAUUUUAAAGGUAAAAAAUCCUCGAAAUGAUGAAGUCGCAGAGAUGGGCUAGACUCCCAUUUGGUUUGAAUGUGAGCAGCGAAAUAUUUCAAAAACGUUUAAAUGAAGCAUUGUUCAGAUUGAAAGGUGUUAUAACGAUUGCAGAUGACAUCAUAGUAAUUGGAUGUGGAGACACGAAAUCUGAAGCGGAAGCGGAUUUGAGAGAGAACACAAGAAAUCUCCAAAUAAGGUGCCGAACUAAAAACAUUAAAUUAAAUGAUACCAAAGCAAGAAUUAUGAAAGAAGAAAUAACUUUUAUGGGCCAUAAGAUUACAACUAGUGGGAUAGAGCCAGAUCCUGCUAAGACAGAGGCCAUAGUGAAAAUGUCAUCGUUAAAAGAUGUCAGUGAUGUGAAACGAUUUUGUGGCAUGAUUCAAUAUUUAUCCAGAUUUUUGCCUAAUCUUGCCAGUGAUCUAGAGCCAAUUCGAAAUCUCACUAGAAAGAAUAUUAAAUGGCUAUGGGA
This is a messenger RNA of Styela clava, 1759 nucleotides long. The record is from RefSeq and is a predicted model, not a curated record. NCBI's taxonomy places the organism in Eukaryota, Metazoa, Chordata, Ascidiacea, Stolidobranchia, Styelidae.